Messenger RNA from Oppia nitens, 1200 nucleotides. RefSeq names its product choline/ethanolamine kinase-like. The transcript is spliced from 3 exons. Gene Ontology annotation, cellular component: cytoplasm. Gene Ontology annotation, biological process: phosphatidylethanolamine biosynthetic process; CDP-choline pathway. The coding region runs from base 1 to 1200 and encodes 399 amino acids. The record is from RefSeq and is a predicted model, not a curated record. Lineage: Eukaryota; Metazoa; Arthropoda; Arachnida; Sarcoptiformes; Oppiidae. Gene Ontology annotation, molecular function: ethanolamine kinase activity; choline kinase activity.
AUGAGUGCCGAAAUAAGCAGCAAAAUUUCUAUUGAAGAUAUUGCUAACAACAAUAUUAAGGAAACGGUGUUUGAUAUGAGUAAUAUCAAACUGGAAAGAGGGGAUACACCUAAAGAUAUUAAGGACCGGUGCUAUCAAUUGUGUCGCAACUAUUUGGCCGAUGUUUGGCUAACAGUCGGUAUCGAUGACAUUGAGGUCAGACGUUUGAGCGGUGGACUCACCAAUCAGUUAUACUAUUGUGCUAUCAAUGAUAUACACCGUACCAAUGAUGCCAGUGCUCCACAAGAAGUAGCCAUCAGAUUAUAUCAAACAAAACAUUUCAAUGAAAAUGAGAGAACUAGUGAUAUGAUUAUUGGUUUAAUGGUCUCUCAGUGCGGUUUGGGUCCCAAACUGUACGGUGUGUUUCCUGAUGGACAGAUUCAAAAAUUUUACAAGCACAAAAAUUUUCGUAAAGAACAACAAACGGAUCCUAAAUUAGUUGAAGAGUUGGCACAAAAGUUGGCCCGUAUUCACGCCAUGGAUGUACCCAUUAGUAAGACUACUCAUUGGUUAUUCAGGUAUUUCGAUGACAACUAUAGUGAGGAUAACGAAAUGUUUGAUAUGCCGGCGCUUAUCAAAGAAACUAAUAGCGAAACUUUACAAAAGUUUGAUUUAAGACUGGAGUUAGAUUGGCUUAAAAAUACAAUCGUUAAGUUUGACUCUCCCGUUACCUUCACUCACGUAGACUUCCAAACCAGUAAUAUUAUGGUUACCGAAAAUGACGGAAUAGUUUUGUGCGAUUUCGAGUAUUCCUGUUAUGGCUACCGGGGCUAUGAUUUUGGCUCUAUUUUCAUUGAAUGGGGAAAAAAGUUUUGGGGCGAUAAUCAAAAUGAUGAUAAACCACAAGAGUUUGCUGAUGACAGUCAAAUAGUACCGUUCCUCGAGUGGUAUAUUUUGGAGUCAACUAAACUAUUAGGCGAUAAGUUUGCAAAAGACCCCCGAAAUAAUGUUAAUCGUAUGCUAAGGGAAGUCAAACUAUUUUCAAUGGUAUCGACAAUGUUUGGAGUGUUAUUCAUGUAUAAUAUGAAAGAAUCGAUAUUUAAUACAAUAGAGUUCAAUAAAAAACAACAAAUGUUAAUGACUGAGAAGACAUAUAAAGCAUAUCAAGAUUUAAAAUCAAAGUUUAUUAUACAAAAUGUAUUCAACAGUGAUUUAGAUUAA